Messenger RNA from Eruca vesicaria subsp. sativa (arugula), 479 nucleotides. NCBI's taxonomy places the organism in Eukaryota, Viridiplantae, Streptophyta, Magnoliopsida, Brassicales, Brassicaceae. The record is from the annotation of a GenBank genome assembly.
CACCCACUCAUUCCACAAACCAAUCAAGAAAACGAAAAAGAUGAAGUUUUCAUCUCAUAUCAAAAUGAUCAUGGAGUAUUUCGAUACCCCAACAAAAGUCAUUUUCCUGGUAAUAGCACUGGUCAUAGUCUUCUUCUGGAUGAGGUCAGGCCCGACGAUGAAGGCUCCGGGAGGAAAUGGUCGUCGUAUUUCGAGGGACUCAUUUCAGAAGAACCCGAAAGGCUACUUCAGGGAUCUGCGCAAGAAGUAGGUAUAAGAGUAGUAUGGUGGAAGAACUAAUAAUAACGACUUUGUAUACUAUGCAUUAAAUACCAUAAGAUACGUAUGUACCAUGUCGUCGAUCUGUAUGAAAACUUACUGUUUGAUUCUCCUUUUGACAUGGGCUAAUGAAAAAGGGGUAAAAAAUUUUUUUAGAGGGGUACAAUUUUGUAAAUACUUGAAUCCUGUCUGAUAAGAUAAGCAAUUUUUUUAGGCCCCAA